AUCGCAUCUGCACGCUUGUUUUCAACUUGACUUUUCAAGAAGCCAAGCACCAAGUCAUAGUUGGUAGGUUUUUUGUUCCCGGAAAAUUUUGUGAAUGUGAAUUUGUUGAAUCGGCGCAACCUCCGCUGAAUUUGAAACAGUGCGGCCCUUCUUGAAACGGUCAUUUUUUGGGUGAUCUUAUACAUGAAUAGAGAUCGAGAGAGCGAGCCAGUUAGAAAGAAAUUUGAUUUUUAAUUAUUUUUCAACAAUUGAUGCUAAUGUAUCGUAAAGGUUUGAACCUGUACUGUUUUAGUUGAAGUUUAACGGUGCAUAAUAUCGUGGAAUGAGUCUUGUCACGUGUUUUUAGAACUACGAUUAAGAGAACUGUUUCAAAUGCAAAGUUCAAUGAUGAAAAAAAAAUAAAAAAAUAAAACGUAGCCUAAUUCUAAGUUAUUUGAACUGCUCCUAGUUGUGAGGCAUUUGUUCGAACGGUAUUUACUGGAUUUACUGGAGAAAAAAAAAAUAUUAUUUAACUUUGUUAAUGUUGAACACUUCAGGCGAACGAUAUGUGCGACUACGAGAGCAUCGCUUAAUACGCUGCUCAUGAGUCAGUUCUUAUUUCAUAAUAAUCUAAUGGCCCGAUUAUAACAAAUUGAAGCGAUUCCUAGUUAAGUAAUACAUUUGAAUAUCUGGUAAUUUAAAAAAAAAAUGUAAUUUAAUAAGGAAAAUUACUUUCUUUAAAAAUAUGGAUGAAAAUAUGUUUAAAAAAUAUGUAAUUAAAACAAUGUGGCUAUUGUCAAAAUGAGUUAUUUGGAUCAUUGAAAAUCCCUACCCCGUGCUCUGACGAUAAGCGUUACGUCACAAUGAUGUUGUUUUAACAUCUAUACAACUGCAGACCAUACCAUAACCCCCCCCCCUCCCCACGUUCUUCAACAAUGCUAUUUUGUGUAAGCGUAAACCAAAAUAUCUCUGAGUGUUACACUGUCCGCUAUGGACAGACUCGCUCGUCACGCCUCUAAAGCAAAUGUGUAUGGAAGACACUAAUUACAUGCUCCAUAUAUUUUUUUAUUGUUAAUAAUGUGAUAUGGCAUGAAUUAUAAGCACAACGGCACGUUAACAUUUAUAGGUCUUCAUUAUCUAUCAGCUAUCGGGCCUUUGUUUUCCAUCGCUAUUGUUGGAGUAUACAAGACUACAGCUUGGCUAAUGCAUGCGACAUACUGAGUAACUUGUCAAGAUCAUGAUCACAGGAAGGCCGUAUGCAUUACUGGCCAUCUGGUCAGUGCUCGUCCUGCCCACCUAUCAAACAGCGAGACAGAAACGACAAAUUCUUGCAGACCAGUGAGUUGAACAUAACAUUAUUAAUUUCUUGAAACUUGGUAACAAAAUAUUUUGAUACAUGACCUUAUUUUCUACGGUACUAUUAUUUAUAUAAAAAAAUAUAUUAUAAUAUUAUUUGUUUUUAAGUUUUAUUUUUAAAUUUAAAACUGUGUCUAUUUACGCGUCUAACUGCGCGUCUAGCUGUGCGUCUAUUUGCGCAUCUAUUUGCGCGUCUGUCACAAUACCGCAACGAUUACGCCAGUUUGCUCCGCAUACGUUCGCUGAUCUUAUUUCGUUGGACCUAUAACGUAUUAAACAAACGAAAUCAUUAACUCAAGACAAUGACAGCAAUGUUUCUUUAUAGAAUCUCAUUACAAUGAUUUUGCAUCUUAUAAAAACAGUCAUAUGAACAACAUUGGAGCUCACCUUAACAAAAUAAUCAUGAAAGUUUCGCUUUGUAGAUGUUAUAAACAUUUUUGGACAAUUUUCCAGAACUUCGUGGAACAUAAUAUCAAACAUGCUUUGAUUCUGUCCCUUACUGCUCUAGAUAAGUCUUUCAUAUUAACAAGUAGGCCCCUAUAUGGGGGACGAGUGGACAUUUAGUAUCCUAGAGAGAAAAUGCAUUGAUAUAUAUUUUACGUUUUGUAAGUUUUAGCUCGCAUAGUAAAAUUUCUAAGUAUAAACAGUGCGCCACCUUGAAAUUCUAACUUUCCUACCGUAGCUUUUCUUUAAAUUUUCCUGUUUGUUUAUUUUUUUUUUCUUUCUUUUUUUUUUUUUUUUUUUUUUUUUUUUUUUUUUUUUUUUUUUUUUUGGUUGCUUUAGCUCGUCUAAUUACAGCAUUUGGGUAUUAGAUAGGAUGGCAUUAGAUCUUUUUAAAUACGCAGGUAAUGCAAAAAAAAAAUGAAAAAAUAAAAAAGGGUUUGGAAAACUGUUACAGUUGCUAUUGCAUCGUAACAUAUUUUGUAUAUUAUGUAUACACAUUUAGAUAGGACACCGUGUUAUAAAUAACAAAUAAUGUGUAUAGUUAUCUCAUGUGCAAUUAAACAACAUGCCACCCCAACUUUAAUUAAAUGAAGGACUGCGUUCCAGCUGUGUGGAGAAAAUAGUGCAACACGGUAUGUGGAAGAUGGAAUGAUAAAGACAGGACAAUAUCAAGAAACCGUUCUCUUUUUAUUGUCUGGUCUUUGUAGUUCAAGCUUCCGCGUACCUUGUUCCACUAUUUUGUCCCAACUUUAUUUCUAUAACAAGAAGUUAACUCAUAUUUAAUUAUAUAACAAGAAGCACGAUUCGUCUUUUCAAGGCCAAGGCUGAUCACCGAGAAUGGACAUCUCAUCUUUCAAUCAGGGACCAAUCACAACAUCACGUUUAGAGGAGGCGAGAGUAGCGGAAUCUUCAUCAACACCAUCGACAUGAAAGUCGCCCUCAGACAGGUCGUUGGGAUGCAAUGAAAUAUGACGAAACACCCAUACAUCAACACAAACACCCACAUACAUACUCUCGCAGGCACACAUACUCACACACACUCAUAAAACAAAGAACUUACGCAAAAACUGAAACUCUUUUUUUGAAACGAAAAACAAGCAUAUUUUAGAGGUCAAAAUGAAAUUUGCCAUUGGUGAUCCUGAAUACCAAUAUAUUUCUCUCUUGAUGUAGCGAAAGAAAGUUCUGAAUAAUUCUAAAACUAAGACAAAUAACAAGAGUACAAGAGAUAAUGUGAAAAUUGUAGAAAUACAUUGGGAGUGGGGGGGGGGGGGGAGGGGGGAAAAGGUAAUGUUGAAGGACAUUGUUUCAUUUUAUAAAAAGACCAUAACCUACAAACUAAAUCUCCAUUUAUAUCUUUAGUAUAAGAAACAUACAUUGACAGAUAUUUCCUUUCCUACGAACUAAAUAAGUGUUUAUAUCUCCACACAUAAAGCCUUAACGUUACUUUAAACUUACAGGUUGACUUUAACAAGGCCAACAUUGGUACUCUACAAACCAAUGUUUCUUAUGUAAGUAGAUUUUUAAAACCAUAUUUCUUGGAUGUUUGCAAUCCUUUCAUAUGAUUAUUUCAUGAAGUAUUUUUUUUUUUAAAAUCGAGUUGAUAAAAUUAAGUAACACUACAUUGAUUCAAUAUUUUCCCUCUGAGUCUUUCUUGAAUGUUAUUUUAUUUAAUGGACAAUUUCUUUCUAAUCAAUACAAUAACAUGAUAACUAUGUUUGAGUAUUUGAACUAAGAAGUAUAUCUCUUGCAGAUGUCCAGUAAUUUGACUGCCCGACUGACCUCUCUGGAGACAGUGAUAAAUGGUCCUUUCAGUUACGUCCGUGACCGUAUACAAGUGUUGGAUAACAACAUAACUCAGGUGAGUACAGAGUUGGAUGAUAUCGACUAGAUUAACGCUUUUGUAGCUAAUGUCGUGAAAAAAAAACAACAAAUGGUUGAUAAUAUUUCUUGACUGACCGAGUCACGCGGAUAAAGUUUAAAUGCAGGGUUAAAAAAUAAAACCAACUUGUGAAUAGUGAGACAAGUUAUUGAGGUUAAACAGGUCAUUUACGACACUAUCACUGAAGGCAACCUUUUAAAAAAAAAAAGGAAUAAAUAGAUAAUAUAUACGUGUCUGCUUUUCAAGACCUGUAAAGGUAACGGUAGAGCGAGAUCUGUGGACGUUUGAAAUGAGGAAAACAUGAUGGUUAAAAGAACGUUGUCAGCUGGAUGACUUCACGAAAAGACAGAACAAGCAACAACAUGGAAUGAAAUAUUCAAAGACUUGUCGUGUCGGCUGCGCUCAGAUUAUGUUCGAAACGGAAGUGAAGUUGUGCACAUCCAAAACGGACGUGGUGCCAACGAGACUAUACACAAAAUAAUUUAGAUGUUGUUGAUUUGAAAUUCUAGAUUUUCAAAAAUUAACAAACCAAGAACAAUAAAAAAGAAAUAUUUUAAAAGAGUAAAGAUUGUUUAACACCCACCCCCAACCACCCACCUCGCCAAAAAAAAAAAAAAAAAAACGAAAAAAAAAAACAAAAAUAAAAAUUAACAAACCAAGAACAAAAAAAAAGAAAUAUUUUAAAAGAGUAAAGAUUGUUUAACACCCACCCCCAACCACCCACCCCCCCAAAAAAAAAAAAAAACAAACGAAAAAAACAAACAAAAAACACAAAUUGAACACAUUCCCAACGUGAUACAAGUUUCAGGGCUUGAUUUUGAGAGUGUCAAGAAAUAUGUAAAGGUUUCUAAACAGAUGUUAAUAUUGCAAUCUUUACCGAAAGACCCAAGUUUAAAUAUCCCUAAUUUUUCAUCAGGCUCCUCUACAGCCCCCCCCCCCACCCCCAAAGAAGAUUGUCAUAUUUCGCUUGAGAAACUACCGUAUCCGGAAAUUUGAUCGAAAGAAAUUUCGUCGCCGGAAAAAAAUUGAUCGACGGAAAUUUGAUCGAACGGAAAUUUGGUCGAAUCUUUUUUUCAGUUCGUUAAAAUUUUGCUUCAAUUUCUUUUUUAACGCAUUAUUUUGUUUGACUAUAUAGUAUAGUGCGCCCAAAAAGAAAUUUGACGACAAUUUCGAUCAAAUUUCCGGUAACCAUUUCGCUUGAAAAAAUAGGAUAGGUGACGUUGUAUUUGUGUGAGUGUAUGUGUCAGUAAUAUUGAAUCAUCUGUAUCCAAUUGGAAGUCCCCCCCCCCCACCAAACCCAGAGUGCAUGUGUUUACCCAGAAAAAUGUGGAGACUUUGUACCGCGCUUCGAGCCAGGGGGAUGAAGCGUGAUUUUUUAAAAAAAAAAAAACUUGAUUAUUAUUAUUAUUAGCCUUGCUUCAGAGGCGUCGCGGGAUAUGGCUGGAUUUUCAUUUAGUGCAUAGUCAUACCCCCCUACCAGAGUCUCCCAGUGUCUUAUGUCAGGAAAAAUAUUAUUCAGCUACAUGUAUUUGAAUAUCAAAAUAUGGUUCUGAUCAUCAGCAUGCAGGACCGUGAAAAAGGGGCGCCAGCAUCAGAGGGGCGUCAAACAAAUUAACUUUUAUUAAGACCAUAAUAGUCGAUAAAAUGAUAAAAUUCAAUGUACUUUACAAAGACAAGGGGAGACAACAUCGUGUUUUUUUUUUUGGUGGUCCGCAGAGGGAAAUUCUUUUUCUAUAAUAUCUGGAGGGCCUCCAUUUUCACACUUCGCACCUGGCGCCACUUUUUCUCGACACGGUCCUGUCAACACGCAUCUUUGAUUAUCACAAUGAUUCUCUGAUCACCAAAAAUGUAUCUCCGAUUAUCAACAAUGUAUCUCUGAUGAUCAACAAUGUAUCUCUGAUUAUCAACAAUGUAUCUCUGAUUAUCACAGUGUAUCUCUGAUAUCACCAUGUAUCUAUGAUUAUCACAGCGUAUCUCCGGUUAUCACAAUGUAUCUCUGAUUAUCACAAUGUAUCCCCGAUUAUCACAAUGUAUCUCCGAUUAUCAUAAUGUAUCUCUGAUUAUCAACAAUGUAUCUCUGAUUAUCACAGCGUAUCUAAGGUUAUCACAAUGAAUCGCUGAUUAUCACAAUGUAUCUCCGAUUAUCACAAUGUAUCUCUGAUUAUCACGAUGUAUCUCUGAUUAUCACAAUGUAUCGCUGAUUAUCAGCAUGUAUCUCCGAUUAUCAACGUAUAUAUUUUUUUACUUCCACUCUCCAGCAAGUGAACGCGCACAAUGGUCUUGACCGACGAGUCGCCGAUGUUGAGAGAAACAUCGGCACGCACAUCAGGACGUCCAUUGAAGGCAUCAGUGGCAGGCUACGGACCCUUGAAAGACGUG
This is a messenger RNA of Lymnaea stagnalis (great pond snail), 6037 nucleotides long. Lineage: Eukaryota; Metazoa; Mollusca; Gastropoda; Lymnaeidae. The record is from the annotation of a GenBank genome assembly.